AUUACGUCAUGUUAGAUCAAGCAAUAUCAAUAUAUUGCUUUUUGUUUGCUUUAGCCUGUCUGAUGUAUUUAUACUUGUUGGACGAGUAGUGCAGGGUAUGUACUGUAGCUUUAGGGGUCUGAUUUGAAAUUUCUAAUCUUCCAGGCAAACACAGAAAGCACCCUUGAGGUCGUAGUAAUGCUGGUGGUAUGCAUCACCACAGAAUCAACUUUGACAAAUACCAUCCAGGAUACUUUGGAAAGGUCGGUAUGAGACAUGACCACCUGAAGAGGAACACAACUUUCUGUCCCACCAUCAACCUGGAGAGGCUGUGGACGCUGGUGAGUGAGCAGACCAGGCUCCACCAUGCUGGGAAGCCUCAUGGCCCUGCUCCCAUCAUCGACGUUGUGUGCUCUGGCUGCUACAAAGUUCUGGGCAAAGGCAAACUGCCGAAGCAGCCAGUGAUUGUGAAGGCCAAAUUCUUCAGCCGACGGGUCGAGGAGAAGAUCAAGGCUGUGGGAGGAGCUUGUGUGCUGAUGGCAUAAUGCUUCUGUCAUGUUUUUGUAAAAAUAAAGGG
Synchiropus splendidus (mandarinfish) is the source of this 556-nucleotide messenger RNA. RefSeq names its product 60S ribosomal protein L27a-like. Bases 189 to 524 code for a protein of 111 amino acids. The transcript is spliced from 3 exons. The record is from RefSeq and is a predicted model, not a curated record. NCBI's taxonomy places the organism in Eukaryota, Metazoa, Chordata, Actinopteri, Syngnathiformes, Callionymidae. Gene Ontology annotation, molecular function: structural constituent of ribosome. Gene Ontology annotation, cellular component: cytosolic large ribosomal subunit.